AUGACGUUUCCAGAAGAUGUUGUCGUAGAGAGGGUAGAUCUGUCCUCCAAGAGGACUCUUGUCGAGGCGGUGAAGGGGCAAGAUGCCGUUGUCUCUACCGUUAGUGACGAGGCUUUUGCAGCAAAGAAGCUGUCCAUUGACGCCGCAAUUUCCGCUCAGGUCAAGUGCUUUAUUCCUUCUGAGAAUGACGUCGACACCCGCGAAGCAUGGGGCAAUCUUGCCUUAAUCGGCAAAUACGUUGUUCCUUCGCUGACCAUGAGAAACUUGCGAAUGCUUAUCCCAGCGCUUUUGUAG
This is a messenger RNA of Fusarium odoratissimum NRRL 54006, 294 nucleotides long. RefSeq lists its product as uncharacterized. Bases 1 to 294 code for a protein of 97 amino acids. Lineage: Eukaryota; Fungi; Ascomycota; Sordariomycetes; Hypocreales; Nectriaceae. The transcript has a single exon. The record is from RefSeq and is a predicted model, not a curated record.